Molecule: messenger RNA, 1459 nt
Organism: Rubroshorea leprosula
Lineage: Eukaryota; Viridiplantae; Streptophyta; Magnoliopsida; Malvales; Dipterocarpaceae
Source: the annotation of a GenBank genome assembly
GAGAAGGCGGCUCUCUGGUUUCCCCGCCGAAACAAAGAAAAAAACCAUGGCGGCGCCAGAAGCUCCUCUCUGCUACGUCGGAGUCGCUCGUCAGUCCGCCGCUUUCCGCCUCAUGAAACAAAUGGGGUGGGAAGAAGGAGAAGGGCUGGGGAAAGAUAAGCAAGGGAUUAAAGGAUACGUUAGAGUCAAAAACAAGCAAGACACCAUAGGUGUUGGUCUAGAGAAGCCAAAUCCAUGGGCGUUUGAUACUGCGCAAUUUGAUAGUAUACUCAAAAGAUUAAAAGUGCAAGCUGCACAAACCAAUGAUGAAGUUGUAAAGAACAGAAAUCAGGGAGAAACUGAGACAAAUGCAUCUAAUGAUGGGAAUGAGGGAGUUGUCAAGUCUACUCGACCACAAGGAAGAUAUAAAAAGAGAGAGAGGGGGAAGCUUGUUCAUGCAUAUUCUUCUAAGGAUCUUGAAGGAAUUCUUGUCAAAAAGGUUGAGGAGUCACCACAGACAAAUUCUUUUCUGGACAAUGAAUUGGAGUCUCUGGUAAUGUCUGAAGUUAGAGAUUUCUGUGAUGAAGGAAAUAAAGCUGAAGAUGUUUCUGCAGAAUGGUGGGGUCACAAGUUUGGCUUUGUCUCUGGAGGUCUUCUUGGAGCAGAAUCUAGAAAGCGAUUGCUCAAAACUGGCGAAGCUCAGAAAUGCACUGAGAAAACUGUGUUUUUUGAAGAUGACCAAGAGAAUUUGUACAAACUUGUUCAAGAUAAAUCAACUACUGGGAAGCAAGGUCUGGGUAUUAAGGACCGGCCAAAGAAAAUAGCUGGUGUCCACUUCCAGGGAAAGAAGACAUCCUUUGAUGCUAGUGAUGAUGAGGAUGAGGAUUCUGCUGAAUGUGGUCCCCCAGCAAAAUCAAUGCGUGCUGUUGCAGUGAAUAUGGAAAAUGCUGAUAAAGCAAAAGUUAAGUUAAAAAAGUUGUGUAAGCAGCUUCUUCUACAGGCACCUGAGGUAUCAUUGAAACUAAAACAGCUAAAAGUUCUUGUUGAUGAACAUUCACCAGUAAUCUUCUCCAGUUUCACUUCAAAGAAAGAUGCACUUGCUUAUUUGAGACAAAAGCUUGAAGGCAGUAGAAGGUUUUCUGUGAAUGGGAAGCGAGUAAGCCUAUCUUCCACAAGCGGGUGAGUGCAAUUGUUUGGAUUUGAGUCAUGUUUAGAUGUUUCUGGAACGGCCCCUUCUAUACAUGGAGCUGAAACUUUUUUUCUAUAAUCUAUCAUAUUUUUAUGUCUUGUAUUCAUGCUGCCAUGGUGCUAUAGGUUUUAGGCCUGCCUGAUUUGAAAACAAGGAUUUUGUUAUUUUUUUCAUUCCCAUUUUUUCAGUUGUGUUACCUUGAUAGCCUAAAGAUGAAUUGUUUACCGGAUUAGUAAAACUACAAGAGAACAUUUAUAUUUAUGAAUCUUUUAUACUAUGAAAUCUUGUGGU